AUGCAAACUUGAGUUGUCCGGAGAGUUAAAUUUCCCCAAUAAAAUUCCCAAACCCCUUUGCACACAAUUAUCAAAAGGAUUCAAAACUUCCAUGGAUUUCUUCAAGUCCGUUUUCUCCAAAGAUCCAGAACCAGAAGCAGAACCCUUUGAUUCCGAAUCUUCAGCAUCAACCUCCGAAAACCCCAAUCCCAACUCUCUAUGGACUUCCGACGGCGGCUUAUUCAAGUCGGUGAUGGAGAACUAUCGUAAAGGUUUUGAGGAGCUCCGAUCCGGAUUGAAGAAAGAGACCGCCGUGAUCCGUGAAGUGGCCUCUCGCGCCGUUAAGGACCUCCCCACUUCGUUGGAGAUUGGUGCCUCCGUUGCGCAAGAGUCCCUCGAGUCUGUGGGCCAAGCCAUCGACGAUAUCGGGAGCACCGUUUGGAAAUCGACGGCUGAUAUCAUUUCUCAGGGUAGGCGCAAUCUCUCAACACAAACACCUGAUCAUUCAUAUUCUUAUUCUGAUUCUGAUAAUAAUAGUAAUAUUAGACGUUUGAGUGAUGUUAAAUUGUAUAGUCGUUUUGAAAGACAGUUGCUUGCAAUUGGGUGCAAUCGUGACACUUAUUGUAGGGAACCGGAGGAUAUAGAGGAGUUUGAGAAUUGGAAAUCAGGGUUUGAGUUGGAUGAUGAGAGGAAUAGAGAGAUUGAUAGUUUGGUUAAGGAGAAUGAGAUAAUUGGUGAGAUCUACAGUGAGGCUGUGUUGAAUACUAAAGAAGUUGAUGAAGAAACGUUUUGGAGUAGGUACUUUUAUAGGGUGCAUAAGUUGAAACAAGCAGAGGAGGCGAGAGCUAGGCUGGUGAAAAGGGCGAUGGAAGUAGAAGAUGAGGAUUUAUGUUGGAAUUUUGAUGAUGAGGAUGAGGAGAAUAGUGGGUCUUUGGUUAAAGGUGAAUCAAUUGGUAAUUUGGAGGAGAAGAGAGAGUCUGAUUUAAAUGUAAUAAAGAAGGAUGAUGUUGAGAAUCCGAGGAAUAAGAAUUCUGGGGUUGAAGAAAAGGAUAAUGAGAAAGUAGAGUUUGUGGAGGGGAAUGCUGAAAAUGGUGAAUCGUGCAAGGAUAGUGAUCUUUCGGUGGUGUCGACCCAACCAUCAAUGCCUGAUGAGGAGGACCUUGGGUGGGAUGAGAUUGAGGAUAUUGGAAGCAAUGAUGAGAACAAAGGGGAUGCGGUUGGAAGUAUAAGUAGAGCUGUUUUACGGAAGCGGUUGAGUGCUGCAGAGGAAGAUGAGGAUUUGAGUUGGGAUAUUGAAGAUGAUGAAGAGCCCAUUAAAUCAUGAUAGAGUUGAUGACAACAGUACAGAAGUGUUCUGGUAAUAAGUUCAUAACAUAUGUUUACUCCCAGAAUAAUAAGUUAAAUGCUUUCAUAAACGAUUUAUUGAAUCAUUGUAAUUUAUUCAUGUAAAUAUUUUUGUCGUUUUACUUUCUUAUAGAAAUUUCAAUUAAUUUUUCAUGAUA
Molecule: messenger RNA, 1481 nt
Organism: Pistacia vera
Lineage: Eukaryota; Viridiplantae; Streptophyta; Magnoliopsida; Sapindales; Anacardiaceae
Product: BSD domain-containing protein 1-like
Exons: 1
Coding region: 92-1303 (403 amino acids)
Cellular component (GO): cytoplasm
Source: RefSeq, a predicted model, not a curated record